Messenger RNA from Brassica rapa (field mustard), 1845 nucleotides. Its product is annotated as ELMO domain-containing protein A. NCBI's taxonomy places the organism in Eukaryota, Viridiplantae, Streptophyta, Magnoliopsida, Brassicales, Brassicaceae. The record is from RefSeq and is a predicted model, not a curated record.
UUGAGCUUUGAUUAGAUUUUUGAUUGAUUUGAUUAUACAUCUUUCUUGUCUUAUUUAAUCAAAUUAAUUUCUCACAAUGCAGAUAUGAAUCCUCAUUUUCCAUCCAAACGCCGCAACAUGCAAAUUUGAAGUGAAUAACCAAGAUUAUGCUAAUCAUAUAUCAUUCUGUGUGAUUACAUUUCUCAAAAUUUGAUUACCUAAUUCAAACUUUUGAAUGACAAAAACAGAAAGAAGAUUUCAUCAAUUAUAUAUAUCCUUAUUGUUGAAGAUUCAGUUGUUCCAGUAAUGAAAUAAAAGAUUUUGUAUGUAAAAAUUUGUUUUCGUUAAUUUUGUUUAAUCGUUUUAUAUAUUGAGAAAAAAAAAUAUUUUUUUAAUUUAUAUAAAAAAAAGAGUAGGUGAUUGUCGUUGACGAAGCCCCGAGUUAAUAAAUACGGGGAGGGGAGGAAGCAAAAGACCGUCACACACGAGUCAUUCCGUUACGAAGUUUCUUCCGAUAGCGACUGAAGUACACGCGGCAAAAUCCUAAACCGGCCGGUUUAUACAAUUGAAACUAUAUAAUCCCCAUUUGUUUAUUUAUUUCUCUUUAAACCCAGAAAAAAAAGAAACGGCCGAAUCUGUCGUAGGAUGAUAAGCUCAAUGGCCGCCUAAACUCCGGCGACGCUCGGUAGAUCUAUAAACCCGAACAGUUUCGUACAUACCAUCUCUCUCUUCUUCUCUGAAGUUUCUGAAUAGUAAAAUCGUUCAAGGUCGAUCGGACUCCGAUUUGCUCUAUUCCGGUGACGAGUAAGGAGAGAGGGAGAGAUGGAUGAUAGAGGAGGCUCGUUCGUGGCGGUGAGGCGGAUUUCACAAGGACUAGAACGAGGAAACGUUUACCAUUCUUCUUCUACUUCUUCCUCUGCUGAGGCUGUGGCUGGAUCGGCAGCGUGGUUAGGGCGUGGCCUUUCCUGUGUUUGUGUUCAGGGAAGUCAUGGCGACGCCCGUCCUUCCUUUGAUCUAACACCUGCUCAGGAGGAAGGCUUGCAGAGGUUGCAGAGCCGCAUGGAUGUAGCAUAUGACAGCUCUAUUCCUCACCAUCAGGAAGCUCUGAAGGAUCUUUGGAAACUUGCAUUUCCGGAAGAAGAGCUACACGGGAUUGUAUCUGAGCAGUGGAAGGAAAUGGGCUGGCAGGGAAAAGACCCAUCUACUGAUUUUAGGGGUGGUGGUUUCAUAUCUCUUGAAAACUUAUUAUACUUCGCCAGGAGUUUCCCGAAAUCCUUCCAAGACCUUCUGCGGAAGCAGGUUGGCGAUCGCUCUGUGUGGGAAUACCCGUUUGCUGUUGCUGGCAUCAAUAUUACGUUCAUGCUUAUCCAGAUGCUUGGCCUUGAAGCAGUGAAACCACAGAGUAUUGUUGGCGAAACAUUUUUGAGAUUUCUUUCGGUGAAUGAAUCUGCCUUUGACCUUCUUUAUUGCAUUGCCUUCAAGCUAAUGGAUCAGCAAUGGCUCUCCAUGCAUGCUUCAUACAUGGAAUUUAACACGGUAAUGAAAUCGACAAGGCGGCAACUGGAGAGAGAGAUAAUGGUUAAAGACAUAACAGGUAUUGAAGAUAUGCCAUCAUACAGCCUUCUCAGUCAAUAGCAAACAGCUUACGAGAGACUACUUUGUAAGUAGAAAGAUCAAACAUCUCAAGAAGACAAGGUCUCUCUCUCUCUCUCUCUCUUACAUUGUGUUGUUAUUUCGUUGAGAUAGAAGUUGAGGUUUCGUUUCGUUGUGGGAUUAGUUUUUUUCUAACUUGUGGUUCUUUGUAUAAACGUUGUUUGGUUAGUUCGUUUUUGGGCUGAUAUUAAUAAUAAUCACUUGGUUAUAAUA